This is a messenger RNA of Zingiber officinale, 2144 nucleotides long. RefSeq lists its product as uncharacterized. The coding region runs from base 1 to 1275 and encodes 424 amino acids. The record is from RefSeq and is a predicted model, not a curated record. Lineage: Eukaryota; Viridiplantae; Streptophyta; Magnoliopsida; Zingiberales; Zingiberaceae. Gene Ontology annotation, cellular component: chloroplast. The transcript is spliced from 12 exons.
AUGUCGUCGGACGAUGAUAGUGAUUUCUCUCGUAAAGGUGUCCUGGUGCCGACGGUGAGACCUCGCCACUGGCAAUCAUAUCAGAAAUGGAAUUAUGUUAAUUGCAACUACUAUGAAUUUGAUAAAAGAAACAUUAAAAUUAAUUAUAUACUAAUAUCGAGUCAAAUUCAAGAAGCAUGGUCCUGUCGAGUCCGAACCGGUAUAAACCUGCGGGCCACAGCCCUUCAGCCCAUAAUACCCUGGCCGGGCCGGACCGGGCAGUGUCAUGCAACGGGCAGCCCAGCCCGCUCUAAUUGCCAUGCCCCGGUACAUGCGGGUCGCCGAUGGCAAUCUCGUAAAUAUCCGGUCACUCCCAACUCAAUCUCUUACGGGGUUUGGGCUUCGCCCUUCUUCUCUGCCGCGCCUUAUCUCCAACCUCAGAAGCCUCCAACGGCGGUCGCUCAUCGUCUCCGCUCGACGUCGCCCGCACCUCGUAUCGUCCUUUAUCUCUCAUCAUCUCAAUCGUUUGAUUCCCGUACGCCCUCCUUCCACAGGAAAACCCCUCGGCCGGCACCGCUGGCGUGCCGCUGCUCCAAGAAGAAAGAAGCCAACUUCGCCGAUCAACUCCUCGACUACAUAGAAGGCGGGCCUAAGUUGAGGAAGUGGUAUGGAGCGCCUGAUUUGCCUCCUAAGGAUGGUGAUCUGGAGGAUGAGGAUGAGGAUGAAUCUUCAGAGAUCGAAGAAACACGCGAUGCUGUGCUGGUCACUGAUGGUGAAAGCGAAAUUGGUCAGUUCGCUAGUUCUUUCAUACCUUUCUCACAAAGACUCUCAGAGGUGUUUGUGCGAUCAUUUGUGCAUCAGAUACUCUCUUAUCUUGCAGGAUGGUUUUUUUUUUCUGAUGUAGCUCGAACAAAAGGUGUAAACCACAUUGUUCUUCUAUCUCAGUUGGCGUAUUACAAAGGAAGCGGCGGAUUUCAAGCAAUUAUGAAUAGCAAAGCCAGAGAGCUGGCGGAUAGAGAUGAAAAGGUUGUGAUAACGGCUGGUGUUCCAUACACAAUAAUAAGAACUGGCUUGCUGCAGAGUGUUCCUAGCGGCGAUCACGCUUUCAGCUUCAGCAAGGGUGAUGCAGCAAAGGGAAAUCUGAGUAAAGAGGAUGCAGCAGUUAUUUGUGUGGAGGCACUCGAGUCACCACCAGAGGAAGGUCUAAUAUUUCAAGUGGCAAAUGGGGAAGAAAAGGUUACAGACUGGAAGGUGAAAUUUGCUGCCCUUAUUGAAGGCACUGGAGUAUCACAAUGAUGCUCACUUCUUAUUGAUGGUUUCGUUAGAAUGAAAUUUGAGAUAUAGAUGGCAUUUAGAAGACGAACAACGUGAUGAUCACAACAACGUAAUUGAAUGAUUCUUUACGCCGGUCUGUUCCUCUUGUGGCCGCGCUUUCCAUCAGAGUCUGCGUCCUUGGAGUAGGCAAAUGGGACGGAGAGAUUGCCGUAGAGAUCGACUAUGCGGCGGAUGUUGUCGUUGAGCUCUCGGAUGAGGCCGACGUUGCGGCUGAGGUUGUCGGGGAUUCUGGACUCGUGGUUCUGGUUGAUCUCGUUGAUCAGGAGCCUGUUCUGGUCCAGAAUGCUCUGCACCUGGAGGAAGUUCCUUUGCAAGGCCCCCAAGAGUUUGCCCUCGAUUUGACUUCCAUUGCCGAUGACCAAGGGUUUACUAGGGGAGGAGAAAUAGUUGCCAUGGAAGCUUCAUUUCAGAAAGGCAACGCAAGCGAGGCGAUCAUGACACCCAAAUGCUCGCCGCCGCUAUCUUGAAGUCUCAUUUAACAAAUUCUUCUUUUGAACAAUCAAGACGAUAAUCAAAUAAGGAAAACCGAAACAAAGAAAAAAACAGCCAUCAGAGUGCACGAACGGAAGAGAAAAUAAAACCAGGGAACCAAAUCGUACCAUAUUCACCAUGGCCCAAAAGAAAGCUCGGUAAAAUAGAUCUAUGAUGCAACCCAAACGCAUGAAAAAAGAGAUCUUAAAGGUGGGAUCUUUUUCGUGGCAGAUUGUCAUGAAACAUACCUCAGAGAUGUGAAGGGCAGCGGCGAGAGGAACGAGACGAUGAAGGAGCGAAAACCUCGAUGAUAUCGGCAAUUUAGUCGAAUCUGGAGAGGAAUGCGGCAAAUGAGAGAG